UCAGUGUCAUUGUUAUUAAAAAAAUUAAAAAGGAAUAUUAUCGUAUUGAAAUUUAUCACUUGUUUAUGAAAAGAUUAUAAAUUUAUACCUAAUAUUAUCAUUUCAAUAUUUUUCCUUUUUUUCUAUUUUAUACUAUUUGUAUUUUGUUCAAUGCUUGCUAGGAUUGUUAAUGCAUUGCCGUUUGGGCUAUCACAGCAAAUCACGAAGCUUUACUUCCAAGCACUUGUGCGUAACCAACGAGAGGCUCAUAGUUUUGAAGAGUAUCACGAAUAUAACAAUAUGGAUGUUAGAAUACUGCCUGCACUUCAAGACAACUACAUGUAUCUAAUUGUAGACAAGGCAACUAAAGAAGCAGCUGUAGUGGAUCCUGUUGAGCCCAGUACAGUCUUAAAAGCAGUGAAGGAUAAUGGACUAACUCUUACCACUGUGCUGACUACACAUCAUCAUUGGGAUCAUGCUGGAGGUAAUGAAGAUUUAGUUAAGCUACACCCAGGCCUCCAGGUGUAUGGUGGGGAUGAGCGUAUUGGUGCAUUGACAAAGAAGGUAGAACACAACACCAAGUUUAAUUUGGGACAUCUGAAUGUACAAUGCUUGUUCACACCAUGUCAUACUUCAGGUCAUAUUUGUUACUUUGUAACAGCUCCUGAAGAGGGCAAUGAAUCUGCUGUUUUUACAGGAGACACUUUGUUCCUUGGUGGUUGUGGAAGAUUCUUUGAAGGCACUGCAGAACAAAUGUAUAAGGCGCUAAUCACAAUUCUUAGUAGUCUUCCUGAUCAAACUAAGGUUUUCUGUGGUCAUGAGUAUACACUGCAGAACCUAAAAUUUGCCCGACAUGUCGAACCAAAAAAUGAGGACAUACAGAAAAAAAUAUUGUGGUCAGAGGAGCGACGUCAGGAAGGAAAACCCACUGUACCAUCAACUAUAGCUGAGGAAAAGCUGUAUAAUCCAUUUAUGAGAGUAACAACGUCACCAGUGAUGCAGCAUGCCAAAAAAUCAGAUGCUAUAGAAACUAUGAAAGCCAUUCGCUCAGAAAAAGACAAUUUCAAAGCUUAAAACAUAGAUUUUUAUGUGAAACUUGGCAUUUAUUAUUUUGGGCACAAGAUUUUUGUUUAUUGGUUAUAUGUUGUUAUGAAAUAAAAUUAUAUUUGUAA
Molecule: messenger RNA, 1151 nt
Organism: Galleria mellonella (greater wax moth)
Lineage: Eukaryota; Metazoa; Arthropoda; Insecta; Lepidoptera; Pyralidae
Gene: tzn
Product: hydroxyacylglutathione hydrolase, mitochondrial
Exons: 5
Coding region: 151-1053 (300 amino acids)
Molecular function (GO): hydroxyacylglutathione hydrolase activity
Source: RefSeq, a predicted model, not a curated record